This is a messenger RNA of Penaeus vannamei (Pacific white shrimp), 6979 nucleotides long. NCBI's taxonomy places the organism in Eukaryota, Metazoa, Arthropoda, Malacostraca, Decapoda, Penaeidae. The record is from RefSeq and is a predicted model, not a curated record.
AUGUCGAGUGAAUGGUCAGUGGAAAGUCUGAAAAGUAGUGGUAGCAGUCUUCACAUAAAAGAUAGAUCAUUAAGUGAGAUCUCAGUAAGCAUUCCAAAACUUACAAUUGUAUCAAUUGAAAAGGAGCAAAAAGUGGGUAGCUUAGUGAAACAGUUCAGUGAGGUGUCAGAAGACAUGACAGAGUAUUAUGACAGGCCAACAGAGAGGAGAAGGCAGUCAGUUCCAGCUUGCACUUCAACUCCAUGGAAGCCUGAUACAUUUAUGUCCCUGCAGUCUAGCAAGCAGGAAAUCCAUGACUCCGAGAGCAAGUGGGAAGUCCCGGGAAGAAAGUCAAGUGUAUCCAGCAUCAUUUCUCACUUCAGCAGUCAGCCAUCGGAGGAGGCGAGCACGCAAGAACACCGAAGGAGGGAGUCACCUCGGAAACUAGGCCAGAUGUCACCCAGAGUCAGGAACUCGCUGGAAAAGAUCACUGGUCAUUUCUCGCAAAAUACUUCGCUAGAUUUCUCCAGAGAUACUCAAGGGAGGGGUGUGUUGAAGAGUAAGGAGAAUAUUAACCCCAAUUUCCCACAAAAGAAAUCGCCAAUAUCUCAGCACUCGAAGGAGAAGGAAAACUCACCUCGCUGUAGAUCCAUAUUUUCUAGCAUAUCCUCACCCUUGUUGGAAGUGGAGGAUGUGCAAUUUUGUGAGACAGAGAUUGAAGACUUGUGCAACAUCGCUUUUCCUUCAUCAAAGAUAUCUUCGUGCAGCGAGUCGCUAAAUCUACCUGAAGAAAUGCUUGAAGAAAAGUCCUCCUCAAAUGAAGAUAAAUGCAGUAGAAGUGAGAAUCAGUUGCUUAAGGAUGAUGUGUUAGAUAGCAAGAUACUGGACACUUGUGACACUGACGAAGAAGUAGAAAACAUGCCUGAAGAAAAAGUGCCAUAUCAGUCUGGAAACAGUGUAAGCUUAAAGGAUGAGGGAAGUGCUUCAGAUAUUGGAAAGAGUAGUAGAAGUCCAGGUAGCUUUCCAUCUUGGAAUAUUCAGUUGAAGUCAGAUUCUCAGCUUCAAGGUUCCAUUUGUGACAUAGGAAAUUCAUCUCUUGGCAGCUCCAAAAAUAAGUCUUUAGAAAUUUCAGAUGGUGUUAGUAAUAAAUUCAUAAAUUUGUCUCUGGAAAAAGGGGACAUAAUAUCUGUGACUUCCAAGAAUUCCAGUGCCAGGUCUGUACAAGUGUUAGAAUCCCAGUGCAAAGACAGUUCAAGUUCAGAUGCUAUAAGGAGUGUCAGUGAGUGCUCAGAGGACUUAGAGAAUCAUGGUGUAGCUGAAGGCAGCUGUGAGGAUGAUCAGAGUGAAAACUUAAGAGCAUCAUCCAGUAAAAGUGGCAGCAGAGAAGAAUGCUUUAGCUCUGUUGAUUCUAAUGUAAACCCAGAUGAAGAUGCUCUUGAAGCUGUUGAAUCUGUGAGCCUUUGUAGCCUAGAGAGGGACACCUCUCAUGAACUUCUUGAGCUGGAUAUUGAUGGAUCUGGCCAUGAUGUCUUCGAUGGUGAAUUCUCAGAGGCCAGUGAAGUUAUUCUAGGCUUUGUGAGCAAUUCCCCCAUUUCAGCCAUAACAGAGAGAACGGAAGAGUCUGGCCAGGACAAUGACCCUAGUGGAGGGAGAAGAAUAAGUGAUUCUACAGGAGAGUCAAGUCAUCUACAAGAAUCUGCAAAAGAAUAUGAAAUUGAGUGCCAAAACAUAGGCCAAAUACAAGUGUCAUCUGCAAGUGCCAUACCAGGUCCAGUGAGGCAAGGUGGUUUCCCAUCCCUUCCCAUUAAUAUAGGUAGUAAUAUCAACUCUAGUCAGUUUGCCAACUCACACUCUCUACAGGAGACUGUGAGCCCAGUACAAACCCAACCAUCCUUGGAAGCUGGUGAUGAUCAUCAUGAUUCUAGUCAGACUCCCACCAGCAGGAUGGGUCAGAAGCCUCCAGUGAUCGGGGUGAAGGCAAAGCUCUGCAAAUUUCCUGCAGUUCCUCGAAGCCAAAGAGCAGGAGAAAAGCCCUCUGCAGUCCAAGUCUUGCCAACUACUAAGACGCCACUGACUGGCCCUGUGAAGCCGACGCUAUGCCGUAACACAUCCAAAAGCAUGCAUAACUUAGGAACCAGUACAAACUCGAAAGCCAGUCGGGCCCAGGGCAUGCACAACAGGUCCUUGAGCUUAAGUACAGACAACCUGGAGAAUAGCAGCCCAAGGACGUCCUCCCUGUCACCGGCCCCUCAAGGUGGAUGCAGAGGGAGGCGCAACAGUGCAUCAGGCAUUCAGGGAAGUUUGCAUCGGAGGUGUGUCAGUGCCAUAGCCUUGAAUGAGGGAGAUGGCCAGCUUGGAAUGAAGAGGAACAAGAGCUUGAGUUUAAGUAGACUGAACAGAUCAAGAAGUUCAAGCAUGAACAGUGUUGCCAGCUACAAGAAAGCAGACUACAGCCAUGUGCAGAGUAAAGUAAAGCAGUAUAUCAAAGAUGUUAAAGAAAGAGACAUGAGAAAUUCCACACGCUCUUUGCCAUCGACUCCUGCAAGAAAGGCAGUGCUAAGGAAUGAAGCAGAUGUUAUAAUGAUCAACGAAAGAAUGUUGAAAGAAUUUGCUGACUUGAAGCCAGAAGACCUUCCUGAAGACAUUAAGAAAUUGAAAAGCAAAGUCCUUGGGGAAGGUGGUGACCCCAAAGUCCUGGAGCACAUUCUGAGGCUGAUUUUAGAGGAAAGGAAAUCCCGUCAUGCGAGCGACACCACACUGGCUGCCUUGCAACUGCGCUAUGACAAUUUGAACGCAAAGUAUGCUGAGAAACAGAAUGAGAUUGACCGCCUUAGAUUCUACAAGGACAUUCACAUCAACAAAGACUACACAAUAACCCUCAGAGCACAGGAAGAAGGAAGACUCAAUAGAAAACACAACACAAACACACCCAACAUCCGCUCGCUAUCACCUAGCCUUACACCCAACAUUGUCAAGUCUACCUCCACUCCCCUUGUUGAUCCACUGUGGAGCUUUGCCCUGGAUCCGAGUGGCUCGUACAUGUUCCAGGAUAGCCUCCUGGUCGACAUGAACAAGGACCCAUCUCUGAUUGGGGACCAAGAGAGAGCAAAGGAUGGAGGUGGAGGACUGGGCCAGGAUGGAACCAGUCUGCAAAAUUGGAUGAAAGAAACUAAUAGUGUUCUGCAAAAGGUUAAGGACUUCACAGUAUUGCAGGGUCAUGGUGCAGUGCAACAGAGUGAGAGAAACAUGAUAUGGCAACAUAUAUUACAUGAGUAUUGGCGACUAGCAGGUUUGUUCCCUGUGCUGACGCUUGUGUCUCCAACGCACGAGCCAGGGAUCUUAUUACAGAAGCUUGGAAAGGCCCUCCAAGUUACAGCUGGCAGAUUUGACCUUGAACUAAAUAUUGGAAAGCCCCAGGAGUGUGAUGAUACCCACAUGCUCCAGCACUCCCACUCGGUGGAAGAUGCAAGGCAAUUGAGGAACGAUGGAAAAUUUGGCCCAGAACAGUCGUCAAGCUUUGAUAAGUCUGAGAGUCAGGAAGUUACAACUUCUGGAAAUCAGGUGAAGGCCUCUGUUGCUGUACAGGAGAAAAGCAAGGAUAAUAAAUUGUCUUUUGAAUAUUCAAAAUCAACUUUCAAAUCAGAAGAAUUCAUUCCACAGAUUGAUGACUUACAGAAAAGUAAUAGAAAUCCAGAACACAAACUUGUAGAUAAGCAGAACAGUCCUGAGAUUCCAGGGAGAAAUUCCGUUGAUGAAGAAGUGACACUGAAAAUUACCAAAACCAGAGAAGUACCCAAGUCGUCAAAGAUACAAAAUUAUGAGAAACCAAACAAGGCCGCUGCUCUGAAUUCAGAUUACUCAGAGAGUCAGAAUGUUGCCAAGAAAAGCACACCAUACAGAGUACUGGGUGAACAAGAAGCCAUAGUUGUGAAUGAUAAAUAUGAUGCGGAAAAGGAUUUGCCAUCUAAUCUGGAGGGUGAAAAGGAGCAGCUGGAUAUGUGCAGUCCAACUCACUCAAGGGAAUCAAUGGAAACAGUAGGACCAUUGGAGAAGGUAAAACUGUGGCAGGCAUCCCUCAUAGACUCAAUUCCUGUGCCAGGGGAGUACCAGUCUCCACCAAGCACUAGUGCACCUCCAUCCAUCCUUUCAGUCAACACCAGUGAACCUUUUGAUGCAGAAGAAGAUUUAAAUGCUCAUCUCUCUAACCUGAACCUAUGUGUUGUCCAGCAUGACAGUAGUGGUUUGGCAAACCAUAGUCCAGAAGCUGGUGGAUUUGUUAAUCCCCCUGACAACCAGUGCAUUGCUGACAUGGGUCAAGGUGUGGAUGCUGACAGUAGUUUGCCCAUAAAUUCCCCAGAACGACCAGAGACAGAGGGUGACUUGCCCAAGAGUCCUUGGAGAAGUAGCAGUGCAACUCCACGCUUGCAUUUGCAUCAGACUGUAAAGGCCAGGGAUCUUGAUAGCGGAUGCCCAGGCUCAGAGAGGAGUACAAGGAUGAGUCACAAUGCCAGCUUUGAACAUCCCGAUCAGGGUUCAAAUUUCCAUCCAAGUUUGGAAGCUGCUAGAGAUUGCAUCAAUGAACCAGAGGAGAGAGAAAAGUCACAAGUUGCAGAUAACCAGUGCUUUAGUGGUUUUGAGAAGAGAAGUAUGGGAGUGGAAAGUAUUCCCCAAGAAAAAGGCUAUCUGGACAGAAGUCUAAAACACCCCACAGAGGGACUGCCUUUAGAUGAAAGACUACAGAGAAGGGAUGUUAGCAUGGAGAGUCGUGUGCAUUCAGGAUGCAGUAGGAGCAGUAGGAAUAGCUCAAAGAACAAGAAGGACACUCAAUACAGCGUGCUAGGAUUGCAGGAUACUCAAGAACAGGACUUUAAAGAAAACUCAAAAAAGAGCAGUGCACAGAGACUGUUGGAAGACAAGGAUAUUGCAGAAGCAAGUGGAGAAGAGUCAAGUGACUAUAACAGGAGCCGUAAAAGGGAUCCCAAGAGAAACACAAGGACACGGAAAAGGAGCAAGUCAAGAAGGUCUUCGGAGAGGAACAAGCCUGGUUACAUAAAGAGUACACAUGGAGCCUGUAAUGAAGCAAGGUCCAGUACACCGGGGAGUCAAAUGCAAGAGGUUGCUAAUAAGCUUCACACGUCUCUUGAUAAGAUUGAUACCAUAAACCAAAACCUCAGGAAGUACAGGUCAAAGUACAUCAGUGGUUAUGCAUCUGACCUGUCUGAGGCAUCCACAAGUAUGCAUAGCUCACAUUCUGAUAUAUAUAGUAAUAUUUCAAAAUUGAAGAGGGAUUUCCAGAUUCUGCAGUCGCAGAUGUUAAACCUGAAGAGUGAAGUCUUCCAUGAAAAGAAGGGUGUGAUUGGGGAGUCAUCCAGAUCUCAUAAUGCCCAAAGAGGAAGGAAAAGUGAGCCAAUGAGGGCAUUAGAUUUCUCAAGACACUUAGAUGAAGACAUUCAUCUUGGAGUCGAUUCAUCCAUGGAUGUGUCACAUUCUGAACUUGUAAACAGAAGACAACUUCAGAUGGAUGAUAGGGUGAGUCGGAAAAAUCAUUCCUCCUCCAAGUUGUAUGAAAACAACCCCAGGCAUUUGUACAAUUUUUCCUCAGACUCCUCUGUAUCAACAUUUGAUGACUCGAGAAUGGAUCAGCUGCCCAAGAGCACUCCAAAAGACAGGCUGAAGGGGGCCUCAAGUGAGGGAAGGGCAAGGAGAGAUCCAAAUAGCAAAAAGGGUAAUAGAAAUUUCAAAGUAGAAAAACAUGAAUCCUUUAAUGACUCAAGUGCCAGGAGACAGUUGGAUCUCAGUGAAAUGGAAGUGAUUGACAUCAACAGCCCCAGAAAAGAUAAUCGACCAAUGAGCACACAGACUCAAAGUCCAGGUCAGAAUAUAGGGGUGCAAACAGAGGACAGGGUAGUGCCAUCAAUCCAGUGCACGCCAUCUCCAUUGCCCUUGAAUCCACCUGGAGACUUCAAUACGAGCCAGACACAACUCUCUGAAAUUGUGAGUGAAGCAGCUGGGAUAAUGAAUUUGGAGUCCGAUGCAGUGUCUGCGAGGCAUCGGUUGAAUACCUCAGCACCUGUUGUGUAUAUCCAGAACUACCACUGCAACAGUGAUAUUUCAAAAUCAGGGUCGGCAGGAGACAACAAGAAGCACGGCCCAGGCACUCCAAAGCGCAAACAUCAUCGAUCUGCCAGCUCCCAGCUCCUCAUUGAGUCCUUGAAUGAAGUAACGGGCAUCGCUGAAAGAGUGCGUCUGAGAUCGGAGAGCAUGCUAAGCUGCCUUGACUUACACAUAUCCGUCCAUGAAAACAUCAACAAAUAGUGGGGAAAUGCCCUUUCUCCACAAAUUACGUGAUGUUGCCUUUCUAUUUGUGGAACACAGUGUUAAAAAAGAUAUAUUUUUAUCAUUCCUUUCGUAGGUUUUUGAGCCAUAUGCUUUUUAAGAUUUCGGAGAUGUGGAGCCAUUUUAACUGAGGUUUGGAAUUUUUUUGUAGUUUCAAGAGGACUUCCAAAUAGAAUAUUAAAGCUGGUGAGAGAUAAAUCUUAUGGGAAUCUCGUUUUAUGAUUUGCUUUGAUGAAAGAUCUUAUGAAGAGAGGAAAGUUUUGGUAAACUGCAGAUCUGUUACAGUUAUGCAUCUGAUAUAACUAUACUUUUUUUUUUAGAUAUUACUGUUGUAUCAUACCAGUUGUUUCACAGUACCUGUUUUUUGUUUGUCUCAUAGAUGUGUAAAACUAUUUCACAUUGCUUUAGCAAAUUGCAUAGAAUGGUGAAAUACUAUGAAAAGAAUGCUGAAACUGUUGAAGAAUAUGAAAAAGAUGUAAAGUGAAAAAAAACUUAUAGUAAACUUAGUGUAUUUUCCUGAUAACCAAAGGCACUCGUACAAAUCCUAUCAGCACAGUAUUUUAGAAUGUAAACUAUGUAGGAUGAAGGUGGCCAUACUAAAAAAUUUUUGUAUGAUGCUUGUAGAUUAUUUUUGUAAAGGUAGUACAGUGUGAGAAUGUAUGUG